ACAGACAUCCAUUUGGAUGCAGAUGGUGCAUGCGUCUGCAUACAAUUGUUCUGAGGCUACCCAAGGGCCGCUGCAUGGCCUCGGCGCUGCUGUACAUGCAUCUAUUGCUUUCUCUGGCGUCUGUGCUGAAGAGUUGAUGAUUUGUGACCCCACGAGUGCCCUUGACUGUGGAAUUGAGGCUAGUCGAGAGAUCUUGGCCAACAUCUCUAUGGACAAACUGGAGGAGAAUUUAUGCAGAAUCUACGACCAAUCAAUGGAAUGUGUGGAGCGGAACACUUACGCCUGUCCACAGGAGGUCAACUGGAAAGUCCAAGAGAAGAUGGAGACCUCAUUCUGUAUAAGCUACGACAUGAUCAAACACUGUCCGUCUGUCCGCAAAGAAAUGGCGAGAGACAGCACCAAAAUCCCGAGCUGUGAUGCAGACAGUUGGAUGGAAGACAUGCGGGAAGAUAUGGAUGUUAAGAACGUCACCACCAGGACAGAGAACGGGACAACAGUUAUUAACAGGAACACAACUAGAGCAAACAACACAGCUGAGAUGAUGGACGACUACAAAGUGUGUAACUUGACUGGUGCCUAUGGAUGUCUUUCCCAUCUCGGUAUGAAGUUGAUGAGUCCCAUGAUGCAAUGCAACAGUAUGCAUAGGCAGUACACUAAAACCAUGCAGUGUGUUGAUAAGAUGACCAGUUGGUGCGAUAGUUCCACCAUGUCGGUGGUCGAGUCAGUGGUGCGGAUGGCUGUAAAGACCGUGUACAAGAUGUGCCCACAGGUUGUCAUGAAGCCAUGCCAGGAAUCAAAGCACUGUCGUCUGGACGAGGCACAACACUGUGUCGAUGUUUUGGCCCACAUGUCGAGUAUGAAAGAGAUGAAGGAUCAACAUAUCUGCUUGGCACGUGAGAUGACUGAAAUCUGCCUAAAGGAGAAGCUACAGCACUGUUCUGUAUUUGGUAAGUCCGCUAUGAUGGAGGCUGUCAAGCAUGCCACACCAAACCGACAUCUUGUUUGUGGUGGUGAUCUUGAAGUCUGCAUUCAGAAAUUCUUCUUCAACACGAUCGGUCUGAUCAAUGGUGAUGUGAUGUUGGCCCAAGCGACACGUAUCCGAAACACGAUCGCCAGCGAGGUGACAAGCCACUUCAUGGAGAACCCAUACAUGGUCGGAGUGACGGAAAUUAACAGAAGGAUUGAGAUGAAUUUGGCUAAUAUGUCGCGCGCCAUGAGGGAAAUGUUGUCAGGUGGGGCCAACAUGUCGAUGAUGCCCGAUGCUAUGCAGAUGGACAACAUGGGGGAUGCUUACCUCAUGGACGGCGUCGCCUACAUGUGGGGAAUGAUUUCUGGAGGCAUGGAGGAGGACUACCAAACUAACCACGCCAAGGCCAAGGUUAUUCAGUGUGCAGCCGUUCGUGAAGCAUAUGAGUGCAUGGACAGUGAAAUGCACAUGGCUAGCUGGUCAUACUUGUCGUCCGCACAAGGCACCUUUGUGAGACAGAACCUGAUCCAGCUGCACGAAGUCUCCAAAAGCAUGUGCCAUGAAGAUAUGACCUGCACCUUCUUGAAGCAGCCAGAGUCCUGCCAGGUGUUGCCUGCUAUGUGGAUGACAAUGGCUGGUGUUGGACAGGUCUUAACAACCAACAAUGCCGCAUUCUGCAGCAAUCUACCAAGUAUGAUGUCCAACAUAUCCGCCCUGACCUCAAGCUGCACGGAUGACGUCGGUCAACACUUCAAAGCCAUGCUUGGUUUCCAGGAAGAGGCAAAGGAAGCUAUAUGUAAUCUACCCUCCAACUGUAACGUGGACGGUGCUACAGCCUGUCUGCUCAGUCUUAACAAAGACAACUUCUGCGCUGAGUAUGACAACGUUAAGAACUGUAUGACCGGAGCACUGAAGAGCUGUGCUGUCAUGGUUCAGGCUAACCUGACUGCUGAACUGGAGAAUGUACAGAACGCUUAUGGCCAGUCCUGUAUUAAGAUGCCAUCUAUUUAUGUCACAGACCCAACCCGUUUAAUCAGGCUGGAGGAAGGAAGCAUGAAUUCCACAAACAUUUAUGUGACCAUGACUGAGUCACCCUCCUGUGGCAAUAACUGCCACAUCGAAGUUACCGUAUCUCUGUCUGAAGUUGCCAGCUCUGUUGCAAAGUGUGCUGAUGGCGCUGUUGACAUUCCACAAGUGUUGGUGGUCAAGGACGGUGAUACCUCCGGAACCUGUAAUAUGGUCUUUACGGAUGCCGACUACAUGACCCCUCGCGUGGUGCCCCUCUUGGCGACCGCUGACCUCAUUCAGGACGGCACACACUACAUCACUGCUAAACUUACAGCAACCAAGAUUGAUAACGGAGUAGUCGUAAAAGAAACACAGCUUGCAGAAUACCAGAUUGUUGUCACCAACAACGACCGUUACAGUGCGUGUAUGGCCUUUGGUGAUUCUGUGCGGUCGUUUGACGGACUAAGCCACAAUAACUACUACCAAGGGUUGUUCUUAGUCUACAAGCACACCAUAUUGCCACAAGAGGUGUUUGUGCUGAAGCAAAAGAGCUUGAAUAGGUUCGGAACAGAGUCAUGUGCCGUGGCUGUCAAAUCGGAGGAUGAUGUCUUCAUCAUCGACCGCUGCCGAGAAAGCAAUGGAAAUAUCCGAAACACACAGCAGCUUUAUAUGACUGGCACUUUGCAUCCGUUUACAGAGAUUAACAGCGAGGGCAGCAAAUACACGGUGAGGUUCCCCUCCGGAACCGUGGUGACCAUUGAAGACAUGACAAUCUCACUGCAAAUCAUGGUCCAUGCUUCGCCAUUCGACAUGGGUCACACAACAGGUUUGUGUGGUGUGUAUGACGGUAUGACUGACAAUGAUCUGACCCUGCCCAAUGGACGAGCUAUUGCUAUCGCAACAUCAACCGCUAGUGUCGAUUUUGCUACCUCUAGAGACUUCGACAGGCAAUGGUCGGCAUCUUCGUCGGAUUUGUUCCUGAAGAGCUCCGACUUCCCAACGAAUACCUUCUGUAGCUGUGGCAGCAAUGCUGGUAGCUCAUCCCCACCGCAAUGUGUCUCUCGUAACACACUCGUGGACUCUUGUGCUUCACCUUUGGCUGGUACUGACAUCACAAAUGCAUUGAAGGAGGGUGCUGCUGUUAUCGUCACCGGCUGCGACAGGAAGAGGAGACAGGCCGGAACGGGAUUGUUCGAUGGUGUUGAGAUUGACCCAACCUAUGAUGAUUCGGUCACAGAACCCACAUGGAACCAGACCAGGACCUACAACCUCGACUUAGCCACAGCUUUCUGUCAACAACAAGUGAAUGCUAAGGCAGUUAUAAGCCUCUGUCAGCAGAUUCCGGGCUUUUCCUUACCCACUGACACUGUCAUCCAGGAGUGCAUUGACAAAAUCAAGUUGACUGAUUCUGCAAUCGAUGCCACCUAUACGCUAGCUGUGUAUAUCGGGCAAUGCGAGUCUGAGGCCAGACAACUACUCGGCUCCACGGACAUCACAUUGGUUCAACUUGCGACAAACAUCCUGAACUUUGUUUGUCCAAACGACUGUAGCGGAAGCAAUGGUAUCUGUAGUGCUGGUACUUGCCAGUGUCAACAGAGCUGGCUUGGCGUCGACUGCUCCAUUGACGGGAACCAGCCUCCAACUGUCUCGAGUGUGGAGAACAAUGGACUAUGUCCCCUUGGCAGCACCGACUGUGCUGUGAUCACAGUUCUUGGUGACAACUUCAGUGACCAGAAGACACCUUCAUGCCACUUCCAGGCUCUCACUAUCAAUCAGGCCGGUACCACUACAACUGGACCUGUGCAAAUCGUGGUCGCUGAGUAUGUUACAAUAACACAGAUCAACUGUCCAGUACCUGCAGACAUGAUGACGUCCAGUCUCAAAUCGGCCGUACAGGUGGCGGUCAGUAAUGAUGGAGCUAAGUUUAGUCCCUAUUACACGGUGGUCACCUUCGACAGUGCCUGUUACAGCUGUUCAACAACUGCCUGUACGACCACUACUACUGGCUGUGUGAUAGAGAAUGUUUGCUACGAAGCAUUCUCCAACAAACCUGGUGACCAGUGCCACUACUGCGAUCCUUCUCUAACAAACACGGGGUGGACAAUGAAAAUCGCUCCACCACUGUGUAAUUUACCUACGACACCAGCCCCCCCUACAACCUCCAGCCAACCAGCUGUGACAACCACCACCACAACGCGAGCAACCACUCCUCGCCCGACAACACCCAAACCAACUACACCAAGACCGACUACACCAAGACCAACUACUACACCAACCACACCAGCUCCUAUGGUGAAGACGACAACAGAGGAGCCGGUCCUUAGCCAAGACGCCCAGUUGAUUGUUGUUGUGUUGGGAGUUGUUGCUGGCCUGUUCGCCGUCCUGUCCUGUAUCUUGGCUGUCAAGUAUUGUCAGCGUCAACCGUAAGUAUAUCUUGAGUAUUGUAGUACAUUUGUCUGGUAGUAUUAACUGUUUCUCGUCUAUUAUCUCGUCUAUUUUUCGUUCAUUUUCUUGACAUUUCUUUGUCAGUUACUGACUGCUUGUUACUAAUUGGUAGAUUCAGGACCUUGUCAAAAGCUGUUGGAAAUAGUUGUAAGAAGCCGGUUAGUUCUAUUUUUUUCCCCUGAUAAGAUAAGACAUUAUGAUCACCAAAGAUUAGUAUGUAAGGGACGUGUAAGUUUGUCUCCUGAUGAGAGCUUUAGU
Molecule: messenger RNA, 4678 nt
Organism: Mizuhopecten yessoensis (Yesso scallop)
Lineage: Eukaryota; Metazoa; Mollusca; Bivalvia; Pectinida; Pectinidae
Exons: 23
Coding region: 17-4402 (1461 amino acids)
Source: RefSeq, a predicted model, not a curated record